AUGUUCGCCCCAGAGCUGCUGAAGGAAACUGGAAAUGGUGACAACUAUCCACGUGGAUCACCUCAAGGCGAUAUAUAUAGUUUAGGCAUGAUAUUAUAUUGGUUAAUGUACAGAGAGGAUCCGUUUGCCAAGACGGGCCUACGUGGAAAAGCGCUCGUUGCCGAGAUACUCAAGCGCCGCUUGAAACCUGAAGCAGACGAUUACGACGGUUCGCCUGAUCAGAAGGUGGG
Molecule: messenger RNA, 230 nt
Organism: Cooperia oncophora
Lineage: Eukaryota; Metazoa; Nematoda; Chromadorea; Rhabditida; Trichostrongylidae
Source: the annotation of a GenBank genome assembly